GAUGUAUAUUUUUAACUCUGCGCAAAUUUGACUGGAAAUGAGGCUCUUGAAUGCAUUAAAUAGACAUGCAUUGUUUUUUAUUUUAACUUAAAACUCUUAUCGUAGUUUAUUUAUGAUAACGAAUUUAAGAUGUUAUGAUGGUCAAUUUUUGUAGUUUUAUUUUGUAACUGCAGAGUGUAUAGUCGUACAUCUAGAUUAUAACUGGAUUUUUUUAGUGACGACAUUUCUGCGCAAAUUUGUCCAGCGAUGAUGCUCGUGAACAAGCUAUAAACAGCUGACCCAAUAUGAUGAAGCUGCAGACUCUCGUGCCUGUCUGACCUACAUUUUUUUUAGAUGGUAUGAAAACACAGAAACCGUAUACUAUAUAUUUUAUAUACAUUUAUUUAUAUAACAUAUUAUAACGUCAGUUUAUACUCUAUGCAGCUAAACAUCAGAGCGAAUCCGAUAUCCGUUUGUUAAUGCAGCUGUUACCAUGGUAACACAAAGACAACACAGCUGCUUUCCGUUCCUGAUACAAUAAAUACGUGACGUUUUUCAAUAAGGCAUCACAACUAAUAAAGGUAACAAUGAUUUUAAAGAUGUAAGGUAAAUAAUUGUUUUUUUUUUAGGCGCUUAAUAUACGGUAGUACUGUUUCCCUACUUGUUUUAUUUAAAGAGGUCACCGCUUAUCUAUCAAAACAAGUGCCCAUAUCUGUUCCUCAAGGGGAGAAAUGAAAUACCAAUAAGGUAAGAGGGUAAAAUAUGGAAAAAUAUGACAAAGUCCUCACUCUUGGUAGGGGAGGAGCAGGUGUUGUGAUGUUGAUGAAACAUGUCGAUACAAAGAAAUUUUAUGCUGUCAAGAGAAUACACGUGGACAGUUCUCGAAAAACAAAGACUAAAGAGGUUGUGUUACAAGAAGCUGAUAUAUUGAGGAGCUUAAAGCACCCCCAUAUUAUAUCAUGGAUCGACACUUUUUUUGACCUAACAAAUGACCAUAUUUACAUCGUUAUGGAUUACUGUGAUGGUGGAACACUUGAUGACCACAUUAAAGAGCAAAAAAGCGGGCAAUACUUUGCAGAAACCAAGGUUAUGGACUGGUUUGUGCAAGUCGUGAUGGCUGUUGGUUACAUACACUCGGAAAAAAUCCUUCACAGAGAUAUAAAGCCUUCCAAUGUGCUGCUAACCAAAAGAGGUGUGAUCAAGCUUGGGGAUUUUGGGAUAUCAAAAAUUAUGAACCACACACUUGACAUGGCCUCUACCUGCGUGGGAACACCCAGUUAUCUGAGUCCUGAACUCUGUCAAGAUGUCCCAUACAGCACCAAAUCUGACAUGUGGGCUGUCGGAUGUCUGCUGUAUGAACUCUGUGUACUCAAACCGGCGUUUGAAGCUAAAAAUCUCCUAAGUCUGUUUUACAAGAUCAUCAAAGGAGAAUACAUUGAUAUCCCAGAGAGGUAUUCAGAGGACAUGCGUACAUUAAUUGAAAAAAUGCUGUCCUUGGUUCCCGAAAAAAGACCAAGCGCGAGCGGCAUUCUAAGCAUGACCUAUGUGCAAGAAUUUCUGGGAAACUUUAUUGCACGUCAGGAGAAAGAACUGACAAAGGUUAAUGCUGAAACAACAAGAGAGGACUCUAACAAUGAAAUGUCAUCUUUGGAAAGCAGAACAGACCGUUCCUCUGCUGUUUCUGAUAUGGCACAGAGAACAGAGACUGAAGAUAAAACUUCACAAAGUGCUGAGGAGCAAGUGGCCCAUGAAGAAACCGAGUCGGAUUAUUCAGAGGACUUUGACGAUCAUGAGAGCAUUUCAUCCUCAGAGAGUGUUUUGAGGGAUGAUGUCUCCUCCAGCCAAGGAAAUGAGCUUGAAGAGGCAGUUGAGGAAUCUAGUGUUGUUUCUGACAACGAGGACAUCCCUGACUAUCCGGAUGACUUUGAAGAAGCUGAGGAUGAUGAUCUGGCUGAAGUUGUCAGCUGUGCCAGAGAAGCCAUGAACUAUCUCUCAGAGAAUGACUGCUUUCAUGUGGACCUGCUGGAGGUCAAAGAUGCUGAUGGUUUCUCUGUCACAAUGAAAGUCUUACGAGAGAAAUACAUGGAAGAUGUUGGAGCCUCGGUUUAUGAGGAAAUCAGUGAGCACUUUCUGAAUGGCCUCACACCAGAGGAUCUACAGCCACAGUUCCAGCACAUGAUUGGGACAGACCAUUUAGAGACCUGUUACCUCAUAUUCAAUCUUGACCAAGAAACUACAUGCUGAGUCACAAAUAGAGAAAUGAAUUUUGAGUUCAAAUGUGAGCCGAUUAACCUCAGCAAUCGCUAGAACUGUAGUGUGUUUUGAUUAUAUUAUCAACAUAUUUUAAACAAUAUAAUUAUAAUUGGGAUGCACUUAUAGAUAAUGACUCGUCGAUCAAAAACUGAAAGUCUACCCUAAGCAUUUAAAGAGUGAUUAUUUUGGCACUCAUUUGUGUUCUUGUAAAACCAGAAGGUGGCACUCUAUAAUCAGAAAAUGUGUUUUUGGAUGAAUGCUGUUGACUGAACUGUAAUUUUUUUAUCUUGUCUCCAUAAAUCACAUCUGAGACUAAUAAAGAACUGCUACCUUCAGGAUUAAAUAUUGAAUACUGUUAUUUACCAUAAAUCCAAUCCUGUCAACUAUUAUUUAAAACAUUUAACCCAUUGGUUUGACUUUUUUUCUUAAAAACCCAGGUGAAAUAUUAAAAACAGGGUAAAUUUCCCAAUGUGCUUUUAUUCUAGUCAAUUAUAGUACAAAAACCAGAACACUUCUACUGAAUAUGUAAAUUUAUGAGCCACAGCUGCAGUUUUGUUCCGCAUGUUUUCCCAUAGUCCAGCUGAUUCCAACUGGGAAUUGGUCAGCUUGACAGAACAAGCUCCAUACAUGAUCCAUUUCUAAAUGUUCACAGUUGACCUCCAGAGAAAAGUGUGUUCAAUAUUACCAAGUCAGCAAUAGCUUGGAACUGCGUCAGUUUUAUCCAGAAAAUUGUGAAUGAAAACAAGGAAAACUGUAACUAGUGGCAACACCUCUACCCAAUUACAGAAAAUAUUCAUCUUCAUUCUUCUUCUUUUCACAGAAUAGAGUUUUGGCUAUAUGUCUUUAUGUUUGUUUUAAUAGCUCUAUAAACUUAUUGGGGCGGUUUCCCAGACAGGGAUUAUUUUAAGACAGGACUAGGCCUUAGUUAAAUUGAGAUGUUUAAGUAAUUUUUAAAAGCAUAAUUUUUAAAUAAACAUUACUGAUGUGCAUCUUGAGACGCAACACUCGCACAGACAUAUUUUAAGAUAUGUCAGAGCAAGUUCUUUCAGAUCAAGACAACACUAACAUUAAAGUUAGUCU
Molecule: messenger RNA, 3312 nt
Organism: Paramisgurnus dabryanus
Lineage: Eukaryota; Metazoa; Chordata; Actinopteri; Cypriniformes; Cobitidae
Gene: nek12
Product: NIMA-related kinase 12
Biological process (GO): protein phosphorylation
Molecular function (GO): protein kinase activity; ATP binding
Source: RefSeq, a predicted model, not a curated record